Leguminivora glycinivorella is the source of this 1376-nucleotide messenger RNA. RefSeq names its product histone lysine acetyltransferase CREBBP-like. Gene Ontology annotation, molecular function: transcription coactivator activity; histone acetyltransferase activity; chromatin DNA binding. NCBI's taxonomy places the organism in Eukaryota, Metazoa, Arthropoda, Insecta, Lepidoptera, Tortricidae. The transcript is spliced from 4 exons. The record is from RefSeq and is a predicted model, not a curated record. Gene Ontology annotation, cellular component: histone acetyltransferase complex; transcription regulator complex. Gene Ontology annotation, biological process: positive regulation of transcription by RNA polymerase II. Bases 23 to 628 code for a protein of 201 amino acids.
AAAAGAUUCAUUUCAGGAGAACAUGGACAUGCGCCCAGCAAUUCUUAAGAAUGAGCUGCCUCCAAGUUACGAGCAAGCAGGAGAAUCGCUUCAACAUGCCAACUCAUGCGGCAAUGAUGACUGCAGCCAGCAAAUUUGUCUGAAAAUAAAGGCUUUCAAGAACCACUUCCCGAAAUGCCAGCAACGAUCAAACUGCAUGGACUGCAAGUUUCUCUUCAAAUUCUUCGGCUGCCAUGCUCAAAGCUGCACCAAGGUUAACUGUCAGACGCCAUUUUGUUUUCGCAUCAAACAGAAAAUGGCGUUGAAAGAAACUUUGUCAGAACUUAAGAGGUUGCGUGCUGUGGAAUUGCUACUUGACACCAUCUCAGCGGACAGGCUCGAGUAUUUCGGGAACAACCAGGACAAGGCGGUGUACGCGAGGAAAGUGGAAACGUACAUCUACGACCGCGCGUUCACGCUGGACGAAUACUACCGCCUUCUGGCUGUCAAGAGAUGGGACGUAGUGAUGGACAUAGAUGAGAGAGAGUAUGAGAGAUGCGGUUUUUUUUGGGAUCGCCGUGACGUGUUGUCCAAGGCUGUUCAGACUGAUGAAGUUCACAUAGUCCCCAUCACACCAGAGGAUCAUUGAAGAUUAAACAAGUCUUAAUAAAGACGUACUGCCUGGCAAAAAAAGAGUAAAAAAUAAUAAGAGCAUCUUAAAAAUAUUUUAAACGUAUUAAAGUCGACAUAACGCUCGACAUGUUUCGAUCCAUUUCCUCGGAUCUUUUUUUUUGUACACUCCGCGCAUUCGACGAGUGAAGGCGAAUGGAUCGAGACAAAUGCCGAGCUUUAUAUCGACUUUAUACGUGAGUAACCCGUUUAAAGUUUGUUUAAGUCUCGCGGGAGUUUUAUAAUAAUACGGGCGCCACCGUCUAUGUAAACUGGCAUGUGGCAACUAUUGAGUCACUUUUUUGGGAACAGGAAGUGUUGCUAUGAUUAAAAAACUACCAUUUCUAGUCUUUUUUGCUACCAGCAUCGUUUUAUACCUGCGGGCCGAUUUUUGAGUCUCACGCGUUCUAAUUCAGAAAAUUGUCACUGAAAAUAAUAAGCAAGCCACCGUUAUCAACCGGUAUUUUAGUGACAAAAUCCCGUAUGGGAGAUUCAAAAAUCGCCCUCCUGGCUGGAUAUUGUCAUUAUAGAUUUUUUACAGAAUUCCAUUUAUGUUCCUACUUCCUAUGUUAAAUUUUAUUUCGAUUUUCAAUUAUUAUGAGAGUUUGCAUGAAUCUGAUUCACACACCUAUUUUUUAAGGAAUAUAACAAACUUAUGGGCAUACAGAUGUAGUGAGAAUAGGGUUCUUCGUAUUUAGCAUAGAGGAAUAAGCAAGGGAAGAGUUGUA